UAACAAAGCCGGGCUUUCCUGACUGGUCACGUGAUAUGGCUUUUGCCCGCCCGGCUCAUUCGUUCAGACAGAGACCAGCUGGUAGUUUUCUGCGCAGUCAGAGAUCAGCUCCCCGGCGCAGUAACAGGGAAUGUCGUUGUCCCAGCGCGGAAGCAUUUAAUGAGUGGGAAGAGACGGCCGACACUAGUCCGCUGCGUGAGCGGAUAUGUAAACCAGUAAUAGCCUGCACAAAUCGCAACACAGACAUGGUGGAUUUUGGAAAAUGGCCCUUGUUUGCCCUGCUUUCACCUCAAGAUUUGGCCUGCAUCCGGCAAGCAUGUGUCUUUGGCUCUUCAGCGAACGAGGCCAUAUAUACCACUCAGAACAAUGAGGUAUUUGUUUUUGGAAUGAACAGCAGCAAUUGCCUGGGAACAGGAGACAAUCAGAGCGCCAUAAUGCCCAGAAGACUUGAUGUACUUUGUGGCAAGAAAAUUAAAGAUCUAAGUUAUGGCAGUGGCCCUCAUAUUUUGUUGUGCAAUGAAGAUGGAGAAGUUUAUUCUUGGGGACAUAAUGGUUAUAGCCAACUAGGCAAUGGUAAUACAAUCCAAGGGACCACUCCUGUCCAGGUUUGCAUGGAACUGUUGUCAAAAAAAGUAAUAAAGGUGGCUUGUGGCUCCCACCAUUCAAUGGCUUUGACAUCAGAUGGAGAGGUUUUUUCUUGGGGCUACAAUAACUCUGGACAAGUUGGCUCUGGCACCACUGCAAACCAGUCUGUUCCACGCAAAGUGUCCAGUUCCCUUCAGAGCAAAGUAGUUGUAUCGAUUGCAGCUGGGCAGACCAGCUCCAUGGCUAUAACAGACAAUGGGCAUGUAUAUGGUUGGGGUUAUAAUGGCACUGGCCAGCUGGGAUUGGGGAAUACUGGAAACCAGCUUAUGCCGUGCCGACUUGUCUUUGCACAGCCAGUUUGUAUUAUACAGGUAGUUCUUGGCUAUGCCCACAGCUUGGCACUAAGUGAUCAAGGUGUACUAUAUGCUUGGGGUGCCAACAGUCAUGGACAGUUGGGAAUUGGGAAUAAAAGCAAUCAAACUGUGCCUGUAAAAGUUGGUACAAAUGAGAGGAUGGUGGAAGUUGCAGCUUGCCAUUCUACCAACAUAUCUGCUGCUAAAUCCCAGAGUGGGCAAGUUUACAUGUGGGGCUUGUGUCGAGGGCAGUGUCUUCUUUCUCCACAUCUCACGCACUUCGCCUGCACAGAUGAUGUAUUUGCCUGUUUCUCCAAUCCACCUGUAACGUGGGGAUUCCUCUCAGUGGAACAUGAUGACUUCCUUACAGUUGCAGAGUCUCUCAAAAAGGAAUUUGACAUUGAGGAAACAUCUGACUUGAAAUUCAGAGUUGAUGGGAAAUAUAUACAUGUGCAUAAAGCAGUCUUGAAAAUAAGGUGUGAGCAUUUUCGGACAAUGUUUCAGUCCCACUGGAAUGAGAAUAAUAAGGACAUAAUUGAAAUUGACCAGUUUUCAUACUCGGUGUACCGUGCCUUUCUAGAAUAUCUGUAUACAGACAUCGUGGACCUACCACCAGAAGAUGCUAUAGGGCUGUUGGAUCUGGCUACAUCCUACUGUGAAGACAGACUGAAGAAGCUGUGUCAGGACAUUAUCAAGAGAGGAAUAACUGUGGAUAAUGCAUUUCUCCUGCUUUCUGCUGCUGUCCGUUAUGAGGCUGAGGAUUUGGAGGAAUUUUGUUUCCGGUUUAGUGUCAAUCAUCUGACAGACGUCACACAGACUGAUGCAUUCUGGCAAAUGGAUGGAAUGCUGCUAAAAGACUUCAUCGUGAAGGCUGGCAGAAGUGGGGGAUUCAAGAACUGACGAGUCUUUCAUUAAAUGGGGAAGUGUACCUUUAUGGUAAAAUUACAGCACUUUUAAUUCAGACUACUUUUUGUAUUGAUUUACCCCUUUUGUUGAGAAUUAACUUUAGUAUUAAGGGGCCCCAGAGUGAGUCGGCUCAGACUGUGCCUGACCAUUUUUUGCCGAAAAGGUUAAUUUACUCUAUAUAUGAAGAUUUUAUAUGUAUGGGGCAUUGCUGCUCUUCAUCCAAAUUAUAAAGGGUUUGGCCCUUAAUUCCUGGAGGUGCAUCUGUGAUAGAAGAGCCUGCUGUACUGCUGAACACAACGCAUGUAAUUCCAUUUGAGAUUUUUGUGUCUAGCUCUGCAUAAGACACUCAUGCCCCUCCAGAUUUUAAUAUGAAUACUGCCAUGUCAACACCCAUUCACUUCUUACUGCAAAGAAGAGUUACUAUUAACUGUUUUCAGGUGUCCCACAUGCCUCUUUAUUUGCUUGGUUGUGUUCUUCAACCUAAUGGCAGAUCAUUUUAAACAUAUUCCUUACUGUUCUGUUUAUUUUGUGUGGCUAAAAGCUGGUUUCUUAGGCUUCUUAUAGAACAACAUGAAAUUGCCAAACAGGCAAAUAAAUACAUUUGAAUAGGUGUCUGUGAUCACCUAGUUUUUCUUUAAUGUUGCAAUAUCCCAUGCAGUCGGCAACACAAGUAGAAAAUAUGUAUGCAGGUUAAGCCAAAAGCUUUAUUGUUAGUCUCUCCAUACCUAUCUUCUGUUUCUAGUUCAUCAAUUUCCUUGUGUUAUGAAUGUGUUCUUCCGUUACCUCUAGUCUUGUUUAUAUCUUGUAAUGUGCUCUAGGAUUUUCAGCUGGUCCGUAACCCAUGGUACAAGCCUAGCCUCUGUAACCGCUGUCUGUAAAACUUCUAAGUGCACUUAAUGUUUGCUAUAACUUUAUGUGAAUGGCUGGAAAUGUUUUGUUUUUUGUAUUUAAUGGCAUGUUAAAGUUCAUGUUUUUUUUAAUAUCUAAAAUAAAUAUUGACCCUUUUUA
Molecule: messenger RNA, 2852 nt
Organism: Xenopus laevis (African clawed frog)
Lineage: Eukaryota; Metazoa; Chordata; Amphibia; Anura; Pipidae
Gene: rcbtb1.S
Product: regulator of chromosome condensation (RCC1) and BTB (POZ) domain containing protein 1 S homeolog
Source: RefSeq, marked provisional